CAAAGAGGCAUGUAAAUUAAACAGAGACACGUAAAUUGAAUAAUAAAAAUUAAAAGGCAAACAGGCGGGUUUAUUUAUUUGACAGACCUUCAUCGUUAAAAUCUAUUCCUUGUAAUACCUUUAUGUAAUUUCUUAAGUAACCCCCAACUUGAUCGUAAAGCCGAAGAGCAAAGGUCCAAAAAUAAAGCUUUUAUUGCUUUUUUAUGGAGCAUAUAAGACACUAUGCCUUACGUUUUGAACGUAAAUAACACAAUAUACAACUUAACGUGCGUAUAUUGUCCUUAGUUGUAAACGCCUUUUACCAGUCAAGUGAUAAAUUAAUACAUAAAUAUUCCGAAUUUACAUUUUAUAACGAACGUUUUCUCGCAUUGACGACUUUCAUUAACAUAUAAAACAGAGAACGGGAAAAAAAAUUCGAUAUGCCUAUUUCAAAACGCUACAUAAAUACAAACCAAUGGUGUAACAUCAGAAAACCUUCUGCUCUACCCAAGAAUAGGCCAUUAGACUUUACCUGGCCCUGCAAGCAGCCACCAAACAGACGUUUAUAUAAUGACAUUAAUCACUUUCACCCGCCCGAAGCAAGACAUGUUAGCCGAUAAUACCGACGAGGAGCUCGAUCUCCAGCCCACGAAGGGCAUCAACAGCGAGCAAUGCACGCUCGUCGGCGACGCCAUGUACUGCAAAAUCAUCAAGGCCCUCAGAGCCCCGGUGGAGUUCGAAUACCCGAGGAUACCCUACUCGACGUUGCGCUCCCUGCCGACCAGGGAGUACCUCGACGAGGUCCUGGUGCCCAUCCUGCUGAAAGCGCUGAACUACAUCGCCAGGAGGCGGCCCCCCGACGCCGUCAAGGGCUUGGCCGUGUACCUGAUGAAGAACCGGAGGAUGUACGAAACGGUCGACGACGAUAUACUCGUCUCCGACAGCGAAGCCGAAGUGCCUUCCACUGGAUCGGCUUUCAGCACCGGUGAUUACUAUUAAUGCGCGACAGGAUUUAUUUUUAUGUGUACAAAAUUUAUUCUAUAUGCGGAAAAAUAAAUGAUGGGUAGAUUGGUAAUUUAAUCGUUUUGAAGAUUAAUAAAUUGAUAAUCUAUUAUUUUUUGAUUCGACACUGAUCCUUCUUUGAAUCCAAAUCUAUUCGAUUAAAGUUCCAGCGAUUAUUCCUGAUAUCUCUUUAGCUUCAUAAAUUAUGGUUUCGUUGUAUUGUUUACAUCCGGUAUACAUUUUGUACUAUCAGCGCCUGCAGAACAUACAGGAAAUUAUUUUUUUGCUAGCUUUUUG
Messenger RNA from Phyllotreta striolata, 1278 nucleotides. NCBI's taxonomy places the organism in Eukaryota, Metazoa, Arthropoda, Insecta, Coleoptera, Chrysomelidae. The record is from the annotation of a GenBank genome assembly.